GUAACGCGAAUUUUCCUCUGCUUGUUAAAACCUUUAUUUAGUUGAAAACUGAAUGGAAAAAAUGAUUCUUUAAACCAGUAACCACCGUGUAUAAUAAAAAUGUGGCUUGUUCUAAUAUUUCAAACUUGGAUACUCUCUUGCACAUUUGAACAUGUGAUGUUGGCAACUUGUAACGGACAGAUAGACAGUUUUAUUUACCAAGACGGAAUAAAUGGCGACGUCUGCUACUGGCUGGGUACCACGACAUCAAACCUCACCGGGGCCUACGCUAAAUGCUUCAGUGAAGGGGGAUACCCCGCCCUUGUAGCCGACGUUUCAAUGGAUAAUGCCGUGGAUGCGUUUUUGACUUCUAAGGGCCUCGGUAGUACAGAAGUUUACAUUGGCUACGAUGUGGACACCACCGUGACCAAUUACCGGCUCAGGACGUUGUCGGGACAGCUACAAUCCUAUGAGAACUUCUUCUCCUACAACAUGAACAGCGCCACCUGGCAUUGCGUAUCAAUGUACUCAAGCGCCUGGUUUGCAGAGAAAUGCGACGAGGACUACCAUUUUCUCUGUAGCAACUUGUCAAACAUACUCGCACCACCAACAACCACAACAGCUCAGACAACUACGGAAUAUUCAUCCACAACAGAAUCCACAACAACAUAUCCAUCCACUUCAUUGCCAUCCUCUUCAUCGGAAUCCACAUCCACAACAACAUCUCCACCCACUUCAUCGCAAUCCCCAUCCACAACAACAUUUUCAUCUCUCUCAUCGCAAUCCACAUCAACAACAACAUCUUCAUCCACGUCAUCGCAUUCCACAUCCACAACAACAUCACCAUCCACAACAGGAACCACAACGCCAUCCCAAGGCUGCGCCUGUCCAACAAAUUGCGUUCCAGUAUCAAACACUGUUACAAUAAACUCCACGGAAGAGCUCAACGCGAAAAUAGCGGAGCUGAAAAAGGAAAUAGAAGUGGAGAAAUCCACACUGUCAUCCAACAUCCGCAAAAAGACGUCAGCAGACGACCCGCGGCCGUCCGCCAAAACAUUCGGUUUUAUAGGAGUCAUCAUUAUUUCUGUCGUCCUAGGAGGAAUCGUCGCUUUAGAUAUCCCAAGGCUCGUCAUUGGGUUAAAAGGGUUAAAGACAAACCUGUUAAAAUUCUGUAAGAAAUUUAAAAAAUAAUAGGAAAUGAAAUUUGUGAUUUGUAACUUUUGCAUCUUAGAAGUGAUGAGAACAAAAAAAACUAAGGUGAACGAUUCGUACCAGUAUUGAUUUUAUAAAGUCUGAAAACGUGCUUUUGAGAUAUAAUUAUUUGAUGUAAAAUUAAUAAGUAACUCUGUUCUUUGACCAUUUGUGGCUUGGUGCAAUA
Messenger RNA from Magallana angulata, 1357 nucleotides. RefSeq lists its product as uncharacterized. The transcript is spliced from 4 exons. Lineage: Eukaryota; Metazoa; Mollusca; Bivalvia; Ostreida; Ostreidae. The record is from RefSeq and is a predicted model, not a curated record. Bases 100 to 1170 code for a protein of 356 amino acids.